AUGUCUUCGCUACCUUUGUCAGAGAUUCAGGGCUCGAAUUUCACCCCUGAUAUACCUUGGCCUCAGCACCCUCCAGCGAUAGAUGCAGGUUCUGUUGGAGUAGGAGACGUGACAUAUUCCCCGAAUCAACCUGGGCACCCAAGAACAAGUGCCCAGACGAUGGGGGCUGCUUUCGCAGCCAGUGGGAAGAGCGUUGGCAAGUUCGUGGGCUAUGGGUAUAAGGGGGCGAUUGUUGACAUCCCGCUGGCAACAACUGAGGGAUUGCGAGCCGUACCCCGACUGUAUGACCUUGGUCCUGUACGGGACUGGAAGCCCGGUGUUGCCGUUGCUGGUAAGGGCUUUUUAUACGGUGUCGCUGGUGGCCUUACGGAUAUCGUCGUUCAACCAUACAGGGGAGCCCAGGCUGAAGGUGCGAUAGGUGCGGCUAAGGGUGUAGCCAAGGGGACGAUCGGUACUAUGACCAAACUUUCAUCUGGUAUGUUGGGCUUGGUAACUUACCCUAGGCAAGGGAUUUGCAAAAGCAUUCAAGCCAUAGGGCGGUUAGGAACUAGAAAACAAAUUGUUGAAGGACGAGAAAAAGAGGGAAGGUUCAUGGCACGGAGGGCCAUAACUGGCCAUAACUGCGGGUAUUGA
Messenger RNA from Penicillium robsamsonii, 633 nucleotides. RefSeq lists its product as uncharacterized. The transcript is spliced from 3 exons. The record is from RefSeq and is a predicted model, not a curated record. Lineage: Eukaryota; Fungi; Ascomycota; Eurotiomycetes; Eurotiales; Aspergillaceae. Bases 1 to 633 code for a protein of 210 amino acids.